This is a messenger RNA of Sphenostylis stenocarpa, 1233 nucleotides long. The record is from the annotation of a GenBank genome assembly. NCBI's taxonomy places the organism in Eukaryota, Viridiplantae, Streptophyta, Magnoliopsida, Fabales, Fabaceae.
AUGGCCUCGUUUCGGCGGACUCUAUCGCCGGCGUAUCCCGAUCGCCAGUACCUAAACGGUUCGUUUCCGGUUUCCUCUCCGACGCACAAGCUACCCUCCGCGAACGCCAAGUACUCGUCUCCGCUGCCGGCGCUUUCGGCGGCGUUCCGGCGGCUCGUCGGCGGAGUGUUCACGCGCCGGCACGGACGGAAAGGCCAGUGGAGUCGAGCGGCGUUCAGGUGCGUGCUGUGCUUCUUCGUAGGGUUCUUGCUAGGCAUGUUUCCAUUCGGUCAUGUGGCGGAGGACAUUCGGUCUCACGAAAUCUCGUUCGAGAUGAAGCCGCCGCUGCCUCGCGCGAACAACGCGCAGCAACUGCUCCGGGAAGAUCGCGUUCUACGGAAUCGUGCCCAGGAGGGUUUCGUGAUCGAUCCGGUGAGCCUGAGCGCGGAGAGGGAGAGGCAAAACGAUAGGUUCGAUUUUGUGCCGAGGAAGCCGCUAAUUGUGGUGACGCCAACGUACGACCGCGCCUUUCAGGCGUAUUUCCUGAACCGGUUGGGGCAGGUGCUGCGGCUGGUGCCGCCGCCGGUGGUGUGGAUUGUGGUGGAGAUGAAGGCGGCGUCGAUGGAGACUGCCGAGGUGCUGAGGAAGACGGGCGUGAUGUAUAGGCAUUUGGUGUGCAAUAAGAAUGUGACAGAUGUGAAGGACAGGGGGGUUCAUCAGAGGAACACAGCGUUGGAACACAUUGAGCAUCAUAGGCUCGAUGGGAUUGUUUACUUUGCGGACGAUGAUAAUGUGUAUUCUCUUGAGUUGUUUGACGCCUUGAGAGACAUCAGCCGCAUUGGCACUUGGCCUGUUGCCAUGCUUGCACCAAGCAAGAACAAGGCCAUUUUGGAGGGUCCUGUAUGCAAUGCAAGCCACGUGAUUGGGUGGCAUACAAAUGAGAAAAGCAAAAGACUUCGUAGAUUUCAUGUUGAUAUGUCUGGAUUUGCAUUCAACAGCACAAUCUUGUGGGAUCCAAAACGAUGGCGACGCCCUUCAUCAAAUCCCAUAAGACAAUUAGACACAGUGAAGGAAGGUUUUCAAGAGACUACCUUUAUAGAACAGUUGGUGGAAGAUGAAAGUCAAAUGGAAGGUUCACCUCAUGGUUGUUCAAAAAUAAUGAAUUGGCAUCUCCAUUUGGGUGUUCAUAAUAUUGUUUACCCAAAAGGUUGGGUGCUUCAGAAAAACCUAGACGCUGUCAUACCUGUCAAGUAA